This is a messenger RNA of Onychomys torridus (southern grasshopper mouse), 4293 nucleotides long. RefSeq names its product G protein-coupled receptor 146 (gene Gpr146). Gene Ontology annotation, molecular function: G protein-coupled receptor activity. Gene Ontology annotation, biological process: G protein-coupled receptor signaling pathway. The transcript is spliced from 2 exons. Gene Ontology annotation, cellular component: membrane. Bases 463 to 1464 code for a protein of 333 amino acids. NCBI's taxonomy places the organism in Eukaryota, Metazoa, Chordata, Mammalia, Rodentia, Cricetidae. The record is from RefSeq and is a predicted model, not a curated record.
GGGAAAAGGGAACUCAGGACUGAACCAAACUGCUCUGGGUCUCAGGACCUGAGCUGCCUGGACCCAGUCUGCAGGCCCUACCCAGGGGCUGGAUGCUCUGCGGGACAGACGCAGGCAGAGGCCCCAAGCACAGAGUAGAGGAUGUGAGCACACUUGAUCUGGAGGGCAGACUGUCCAAGUGCCGCCUCCCCUCUCGAAACCAGCUGUAAACACAGAUAGGGAGGGGCCUCCAUGCCUGCCAAGGGAGGCAGCAACUUUGUGAGUAAUUGACACAAGGAAAACAAGCACGGCAGGAGUGUGUGUGGUGUUCACGCGCAGCGCUGGCUGCUGCCGAGUGGCUGCGAGUCCUGGGACACAGGCCCUGGCUCUGCCAUGCUGCCUGCUGCUGGCCCCUGGGGCCCACGGUACAAAGGAAGGAGGUCCUUGUGAUAAAGCAGAGCUGCGAAGCUGGGGUGAGCUGCCAUGUGGAGCUGUGGCCCACUCAACAGCACAGUGUGGGGUGAGGAGCCGCUGUGCCGGAACCUGCGCCUGGGGCUAUGGGUCCUCUCACUGCUCUACCUGGGGGCAGGCGUCCCCGUGGGCUUGGGCUACAAUGCCCUGCUGGUGCUGGCCAACCUGACCAGUAAGAACAGCAUGACCAUGCCAGACGUGUACUUCGUGAACAUGGCUGUGGCGGGGCUAGUGCUCACGGCGCUGGCACCUGCGUACCUGCUGGGUCCCGCCCACUCCAGGUGGGCCCUGUGGAGCCUUAGUAGCGAGGCCCACGUGACACUGCUCAUCCUGUUCAAUGUGGCUUCCCUGGUGACCAUGUACUCUACAGCACUGCUGAGCCUUGACUACUACAUCGAGCGUGCCCUGCCACGCACCUACAUGGCCAGUGUGUACAACACCCGGCACGUGUGCGGCUUCGUCUGGGGAGGGGCGGUGCUCACCAGCUUCUCCUCCCUGCUCUUCUACAUCUGCAGCCAUGUGUCCUCUCGCAUUGCUGAGUGUGCCCGGAUGCAGAACACAGAGGCUGCUGACGCUAUCCUGGUGCUCAUCGGCUAUGUGGUGCCAGGUCUGGCUGUGUUGUAUGCGCUGGCACUCAUCUCAAGGAUUGGGAAGGAAGACACGCCCCUGGACCAGGACACCAGCAGGCUGGACCCCUCAGUGCACAGGCUGCUGGUGGCCACCGUGUGCACACAGUUUGGGCUCUGGACACCUUACUACCUGAGCCUGGGGCACACAGUGUUGGCCUCACGGGGGAGGACCGCAGAGGGGCAUUAUCUGGGCAUCCUGCAGGUUGCUAAGGACUUGGCCAGGUUCUUGGCCUUCUCAAGCAGCUCCGUGACACCACUGCUCUACCGUUACAUCAACAAAGCCUUCCCCAGCAAGCUCCGGCGGCUGGUGAAGAAACUGCACUGUGGGCACCGGCACUGCUCCCCUGACCCUGCAGGGAUACAGCAGGUGAUGGCGCAGGCGUAGCUAACCCCUCCCUGGUCUGAAGUCCCAGGAGAGGACCUGACCAUGAGGAACACUAAAAUUCAACUGGACGCAUAGCACUUUGUUCCCCUAGCACAUGGCGCUUCCAUCCCCAGGAGACAUGCUGAGUCCGGAACAGCACAGGGGGCGUUUCUCUUGACAUUUUCUGGGUUUUCCCCUGAAAGGACAAUCUUGGUCUGAAGCUGCACUGUGGAAAGCAAUGGUGCCUUGUGCGAACGGGCUGCUUCUAACUAACCUCUUCACCUUCCCCUCAAGGUGUGUGCCUUUCUCCCAGGGACAUCUUCAAGGUCCAUGUCCUCAGAAGCAGGCUGGCCUUUGGCCUCCCUGGUAUUUGGGCUUUCUAAAUGAAGUGAUGAAAUCUAAAGCCAGUAUUUAUACUUCAUAUUGAAACAAUACUUGAUCCUCCUCUUCCUCUCUCUCUCUCUCUAAUAAAAAGAAGUGUUAGAAAAUACAAACACCUAGUAUCAAGGUGAAAACAGUAUAAGGGACAUGCUGUCGCUGAGACCACUGUUACAGCCUGAGGACAGGGACUGCUCUGGACCUCUCCCCAGCCACAGACACCUACCUGGCUACGUCUCUUCCUGAGAAGUGAUCUUAGUAUAGGUCUGUCCUUCCAGUGCCUCACCACCAGAAAUGGAAGAAAGUACUCUCUUAGUGCACAAUCUGGAAGACCCCAGGGGAGAGAUCUGGAUGGGGUAAAAUGAUAGCCAGCCAUGGACGGGAGAGGCAGGAUGGUAUGAGGCCAAGUGCCCCAAGGUGACCAGGGACUGGCAUCCGGGGUAAGGACCCUGCCUGGCUGGUUUCACACAGCUGUGGGGUGGUACAGGAUGAGGCUCGCCUUCCACAGGUGUCUGGGUCCAGGCCUCACCCACGUGCCUCUGGGGCCUUGUGUUUGGCAAUUAACUAACAUGUGGGCAUGAAAAGAAUUCCUACCAUCCCCAUUUCAUCACUGUCACCACCCCAUUCUCCUGGGUUACACUGCAAGCCCACAACCUCCUGCUCCCCAUUUCUAAACAUCUCUCCCAUAUGAUCAUCUAACCUGUCUGUCUCUGCAGAAGGCUGGAAUGAUCCAUAUUCAGUGGCCUUCCUACAUGGCCCUAGGCUGUCCUGGCUGCUUGGGAACUUCAGCUAGGAAUAGCUUUAGAUUUAUCUAUUCUAUGCAAACUACAUCUCCUCCGAUGGUGACUGCCCGAGUUAAUCUGCCUUAAGGAGAAUUAGGGAGGCGCAUGAGGUCCUCUGCCCUAGCUGUGAUCCACUAGGCACGCUCUGUGGGGCCCAGUUCCUCAUGAAUAAGCCACUGGCUGGAUUAGACAACAGUCUUCAGAAUUGCUUCUGGCUGCAGAGUUUUGUUUUGAGGUUUUUAAAAUGGCAAGCCUAACUUUCCCUGUCCUUCCUCCCAGAUGCACAGCUGAAUGGAGGCUCGGAGGCUCUAAUGGCUGCCAGGCUUCCCAUCCCAGUGGCCACAGUGACCACCUUAAUGCUUGCUGAGGAAACAAGAACUCUCACCAGGAAGGUUCUAGCUGGGUCUAGCCUGCAGGCCAACUGUAAUUCUCCUAUGGGUGAGAGCAAGCCCAGCGGCCAAGGUCAGGGCAAGCAAAGGGCAGCCUAAGCUUUGUGGGUCGUAGGGGAAACAGGAUCCAGAUGGGCGGGGCUGUUUGCAAUGCCCUUGCUGACCAUUUUAUACCCUUUGCUCCGGGCAGAGGUCUUGGGAGGAGCAAACCCCAGGUCUAGGAAGGGCUCUGUGCCCUGGAAUCCUCCACCCCAGUCAUCCCCAAGCAAGGUGGGCAGAGGCCCACAUGUUCCUUUGUUGCACUUUCUCAGUGACCUUAGGUACAAACUGGCCAGGUUCUAGGGGACCCUUGAGGGACUGCAAGCCAGGACCCUGUGGCUGGCAUCAACUUUAUAGCCACUUGUCCUUCAGGGAUAGCCCAGUGGACACCCAGCUGUCUGCUUGGGUCUUCCUGGUGGAGCCACACAUGGCCAGAGAGUGGCCAUCUGCAGUGCAGACCCUUUCCCUGUAGAGCCCCCCUGGAGCAAUGCACCCUUCCACCCAGGACCCGGUUCUCACCACCUGCCUCCUCCUUGCCCCAGCCUUCCGCCACAACCGCCCAAGCACUGCACAGUCACAGGUGCUCUGACAUCUGCUGUCUGUGAUUCUGUGCUAAGUUCAUUCUGGGAUUCCCCGGAGUCUGCUUCCCAAAGCUGCCAUGCACCUUUCCCAAGCGGGAAAGAACCUUAACCACACAGAAAAGAGGUUACUGCAAUGAUGGGUGUGCAUGUGCGUGCGUGCAUGCGUGCGUGCGUGUGAGUGAAUGAGUGUGCUUGUAUGAUGCUUUUCUGCAUGAGUUUAACAUGCCAGGCAGGGCCCACAGUUCCCCAAAGAUUGUUAAUUUGGCUGUCAACGCUUCUUGAUGGUUAGAAUUUACGAUGAAUGCUCUUAUUUUCGUGAACUCACAAGAAAGCUUGCUGUGUUGUCGUUACUUGGGAUUCCAGAAAGUGACCUUUUUCUUGGGUUUCCUUCACAAUGUCACAUGACACGGCAGAGGAAACUGGAGCCAGUGCUCUUUGGGGCAGACAUACCCAGGAACCAACAGACACCUGUUCUGUUAGGGAAAGCGUUCGGCAAAGGCCGUACGUACCAAGGAGAAGUGUGUGUGUCUGGUUCUUGGGAAGCUGGGGGCGUUCUCAUUCCUGACCUACAGGAUCCACCCCAGUGGCUGGAUCCAUUUGCCGAAAUUCUGUGAAUCUGAAAAAGACACUACUGAUGAGAUCCACACAUAUGAAUACUAUUAAAUUAUUUAACACCCAUCA